CGCGAGACGCGACGGUCGUGCCGCCAUGCUACUCGCGAUCAUCGUCUGCGCAGAAUUAUUUCAAGUUUAUGCUGCUAGAUUUAACUAUACCGACCGCAGCAUCCGAGCUAUAGAUCCACUAGACCCCGGGGGCUGCUACCACGAGGGCCGCUGGCACGCCGCCGGCGCGCCCGUUCGCACGCGCGCUGCGUGCCUGCGCUGCACGUGCGUGCGCGGCGUGCUUGCGUGCGCGCGCAGAGCGUGCGCGCUGCUGCCGGACCCGCCACCAAGGUGCCAUGUGCUGCAUAGGAAGGGGUCUUGCUGUCCAGAAUUGCAUUGUCCAGAUGGGGUGAAGUUGAUGGAGCUUGGCGCAUCAGCGCGGUUCGAAGACGAAGACUUCUCGGAGACAACUUCCAUCUCGUCAGUCGGACAUGCGUGCGUGGAGGGCGGCUCCGUGUUCGGCGCGGGGUCAGCGCUCGCGCCGGGCGUGGCGUGCGAGCAGUGCUUCUGUCUGGGCGGCGCGCGGCGUUGCGUGAGGCCUACGUGCUUACCACCACCGCGAGGAUGCGUCGCGCGGCCUGCCCCAGGAGCGUGCUGCCCUCAGAGAUACUACUGCUCACAUGAACCACCAGCGCAUGGAACACACGACUGCAAGGUAGAAGACGCUUGGUACAAAGAAGGCGAGCGCAUAACGUCAGCCGAACGCGCCUGCACCCAAUGUUUCUGCCUGCGCGGUGCAGUGCGCUGCCAGCCUCUGUCAUGUGCACCGCCUUUACUAGGCUGCAAGCCACUCCUCCGGCCUGGCGAGUGCUGCCCUCAUCAAUACCACUGUGCACAUGUCGCUAUCAGGAUAUCUAUUUUUGUUUCAGAAUCUCAUCCGUUGCUAUCCAGCAAUUCACUAAUAUCAGUGCGGAAUGACGACCGCUCACUUCACACAUCCGAGUCAAAUAAAGUUGAAUCAUCAACAACCUCUACUAGUACAUCGACAAAAGCAAAUUCUACAAGUAUUACAACAAGUACUACAAAUACUACAACGAAUUCUCCCACGACUUUAGCUACCGAAAAAGCACCUGUCAGCACAAGCAAAGUAAAAAGAAAAACUGAUGAACUACAAGCAAACACCACUAAGAACUCAGUCCAAAAUAUAACAUCAACAACUGAAUUGCCUUCUACGACAUUUGUCAGUACCACUGAAAAGCUAGUCCGAUCUAAUUUUGAAACUUCAACAAUGGAUUUACCAGAACCAGAAUAUUUUUCUGAGCAUGAAGAUUUACCCGAAACUACAUCAACAGAACAACCAGAAGGCUCAGUCAGGAUUGUUAUUAAUGGUACCAUCAACUGUACAGCAGAACUGUCUUCGACAUCAUUGCCAUUAAAUUUGACAGUCAAUGAUACUGAACGAAUUAAGAUGGAAGCGCAACCUCGAAUACCAAUCCUAACGAUAGGGAAUACAGAGAGCCACACCUUCAACCCUAACGAUAUUAUAACUGACAGAAGUGUAAAUGGAGAAUUUGAUGACAAUGAGAUGUUUACCAUCAACGUGACUAGUUCUCUAUCUACCAAUUCUUCCCGUGUUACUACAGGACCCUCAAUUUCGACAGUGUCAAAAAUAGCAGCACCAACUGACCUACCUUCGAUUUCAAAUAUGUCAAAGAAAACUAAUGAAUUUGAUUUUGAUUAUGCUGAGCCCACAUUGCCUCCAUCUCUACCUAAUUUAAAGAUCAUUCCAUUUGUAGCAGCGGAUGCUGUUGUGGACGAAGAGUCCCCAAAAGAAGUGCUCACAUAUCCAGUACUCGAGAGAGAGGACAAAUACCCCGUAUAUUACCCAACCCUAGAAGGCAAAGAUAUUCCAUUUGCCACAAGACGAGAAGACAUUUACCAUCCUACGCAAUACCCAGUUUUCACCUCAGAGAAGGUGGACACGUCACAAUACCCCGCUCUAAGUCACGAAGUUGACAUAACUAGUUCUGACUACUCCUCUGCCAAUAAUAACUUGCUGCAUGAACACACGGUAUCUGCGUCUUUGGGAUCGCAAGCAUUGGAACUUAACAAAGCUGUCACCAAAAUACCAAGUACAAGCACCACGUUCAAGCUGGAAACACCGUCUAUCAACUUAUUUUCGCCUCCCGUUGAGACUGAAGGUGGAUUUAUACCAAAAGGACCAGGAAUUAUCGACGAGUACUAUGCAGUAUAUCCUAGCACACCUUCCGCGCCUUCUGUGCCGCAUCUGACCACUUCAAUGCAACUGGAUACUGGAAAAGAUUGCUUAACGGCCGACGGGCACCGCGUGCCCGAAGGUACGACCAUGGACCUGAUGUGCUCCGUGUGCUCUUGCACCUGGGGGAAGAUCCACUGCAGCCCCCGCGCCUGCCUCGCGCCUGAUGGCUGCUACUACAACCCUGAACUACACUCUUCCACGGCAGAUGUCUGCUGCGGUGAACUCGUUUGCGUUGAGGAAAAAGAAAGUACAACGACUACAACAUCCACAACAACUACCGAAAAGAUUUCAAUAAAACCUACUGAAAAUACAAAUCACAAUGCAAACAAAUCAGUUGACAAAAUUAUUACACAAAAUAAGACAGUAAUAGGAGCCGAAUUGGUUUCUAAACUGGAAAGCGACAAUUCUACAAAUGAAGUAGCUACAACAGUUGUAAGUGAAAAAGUUAAUAACGAUAAACAAAACACGAGCACUACGCCAGUGACGGUAAACGCACCGACAUCAACUGAAGCAAUAUUCAAUACCCCAACAACAUCGACUGCAGCACCUGAAUAUGAGGUCAAUCAAACACACUUCCCUUCUCAAGAUUACGAAGAAGAGGAUGAUGACGAAGGAUUUUCCUUUGGCAGUGUUCUGAAACUUCUACUUAGCGAUAGUUACGAUGCAACUACGGCUGCACCUCAGAAAAAGAAACCUGUUAUUACAACGACUAAAGUACCGCCUACUAGAAAUCCUCCAAGUCCUACAAAAAUAAUCCCACCUCCCAUUAGAACGACCUCUACCACUAGAACCUCCACGUUUAAGAUAACCAACACUCCGCAACCAACCAGCUCCAUAGAACCACCUAAGCCGGCCAUAGCUCCAUUCGUCCCUAUGCCUCACCACUAUCCUUACCCAUACCCGCCGCCGAAGAAGACCUUCCAGCAAAACACUGUGAACAGGAUAGACCACCUCGUGCUUGGAGAAGCGACUGCCAUCAGAAAACCGUCACCACGCCCUAUACCCUUCAAACCGGUAUCCCCAAAGCUAACGACACAGAAACCCACAACUACUACAAGAAAAGAGAUUCAAACAUCAUCUCCGGAACGAGCUCCAGCGAAUGUGUUGCCAGGAGUAGGAGGUUUGAAACUGGCUGGAUGUAAUAUCUAUGGACGCAUGUACCGCGUGGGCAGGAUCAUAGCAGAGCUGUCCACGCCUUGCCAGGAGUGUCGUUGCACGGAGCUCGGUGUGCAGUGUCGACCACUCGCUUGUUAAGAAUCUAGCGAUGUUUUCAACUGCUGUCCCCAACUAAAAAAAAAAGAAUAGAAGAAUAUUCGUACU
This is a messenger RNA of Cydia fagiglandana, 3517 nucleotides long. Its product is annotated as mucin-2. The record is from RefSeq and is a predicted model, not a curated record. NCBI's taxonomy places the organism in Eukaryota, Metazoa, Arthropoda, Insecta, Lepidoptera, Tortricidae. Bases 26 to 3451 code for a protein of 1141 amino acids. Gene Ontology annotation, molecular function: protein binding. The transcript is spliced from 11 exons. Gene Ontology annotation, cellular component: extracellular region.